UUAAUGCAGUUUAAAUACAUAUCUUUACUUUAAACUUAACUUCUUACUUAUUAUAGUUUUUUAUUAUUAUUAUUAUUGUUUAACAAUUUUUUUUUUCGUUAUUUAUUAAACAAAGUAUGUCAAUUUCAUAUUUAAAAUUAUUUUUGUUAUAUUAGCCAUUACUUUUAUAUGUAAUGGCUAAAUAACGGCAAACGCCAACAAAACAUAACCAAAAACUCUCGUUACGCUCAAAGUUUUUCGACGCACUUAUGCACUUGUUACAAUGACGCGACAUUAGAAAUAGAAAAAUAAUUCAUUUUACAUUGUUACCAAUGAAGCAAAUCACUAAAUACUUUGUCACCGCGGCUGUAGUAGUCAUCUAGUGCGUCAUUACUUUACAGUCUUUGUACACCGUCCACUCCAACAACAAAACCUGUGUAAUGGAAGAAAUAAGCGCCAAGCGGUGAUGGGGAAGAUUAUUUACUUCAAACGCAAAAUAAAAAAAAUAAAAAUCGAACAUAAAUUGUUUUAAAUAUUUUUAAUGAUUAACUCAUAAGUAGUAACUUCUAAGCAAUCCAACCUAUCUGUGAUGACUCCGUGACAUACGUGACAUAGGUUCGCCAUUUGAGCCCAUCUCUGAUCUAUACUAUAAUAAUAUUAUAAUAUUAUUAUCUAUACUAUAUUAUGUAAAAUAAAUACCUAGUAUCUAUAUUGCAUCGCUAUUGUUGUAAUUCAUGUUCAACGUAAUACAACCUAACAAUAACAUCAAUAAUAAUAUAAUAGAUGCGUCUACAAAUCAUGUUUUGUAAAAUUUAAAUUAGUGUCAUAAUUAUGUAUACGUAAGUACUAUUGUAAAAAAUAAAAAUACAAAGAAUUGACGAGGUUCUUUCGUAACCCAUUGAUGGCCUUACAAUUUACAUUGUUUUACAACUGGAUGAUCGCGAUUGUGAUGUCAUAUAUAUAUAUAUUAUAUAUUAUACGUAGUACCUAUACUCAUAUCUAGCAUUUCAAUUCUGCAAGUAGUGUUAUUCAUUAGCGACUUUUUACGUAACGCUCGAAAUGACAAUAAAACAUUCGAAAAAACGUGCACGAUGACUGCACACAACCAUAAUAUUAUUGUACUUAUAAUAUGAAAUAGAUUUUUUUUUUCCGAGAUCGUCGUCGCGUCGAGUGUUUUGUUUUUCCGUACAAACAAAUAAAAGUCUUCGACGAAUACUAAUUAAUGAUAAUAAUAUAUUGGUAUUAAAAUUAUUAUACGUGAGUAAACAAUAUUGUACAAUAACAUCAUGUCACGGCUGUCGAUGCCGACGAUCGCUUUCUUGGCGUUGGCAUUGCAGAUCGUUCUGCUACGGUCGGCCGACGGUACGUCGAGAACCGACGUCGACGAUCAUGUCAUGCAGCGCGACACCCGGAUACCGGAUCUUUGGGUAUCCGAUCUGUUUUACCGGGCGUUGGCCAAUUUCACGUUGCGACGAGCGGCUGGCACAGAAUGCCGUCGUCAAACCGGCGUGUAUGAGAGGGAUUUGCGCAAUCACACCAGUUGGGCCGUCAGAAUGCAAGAAUCCUGGAACCGAUACCCAGUCGGCUUACUCACGGGUAACAUAUAUCAAAUGGGUGACUACGAUGAAUGUGUAGACUUACGUUAUCCAGUGAAAGGACAGUACUGUUUGUCCGAAAUAAAAUUAAUUCCACCAGCUGACAGAAAUUACAGCUUUGAGAGAACAGAAGAUUUAGACGAUUUUGGUAACAAUCAUGCUUGGAAAACCAUACUCGGGUGGGCUGGUUAUCAGGACCAAAUGCACAGAAACAUUUUGAAGUUGGGAAUAUGCAUACCGGACGCUUGUUCGGCACUAGACUUACAGACAUCACUACAAAGCGAAUUUGAUGAGGUGUUUCCCGAACAAUUCAAAACCAUCGUCAAAGUAGACCCGAUAAUGUGCACGGUUCGCGAGGAUAAGUUUCCCUACGACACACCGUAUUAUGUUACAGUGUGGAUAUUUUUACUGCUCAUUCUGAUUUGUUGCUGUGUCACGUUGUAUCAUUUUGUAAGAAUACUACACCACAAAAAUACAAAUGAAAACGAUAAGGUUCCUAAUUCAUUUUUCUAUGAAUUUUCAUUUAUUGUGUCAAUUAAAACAUUAUUGAAAUAUGACAAACAUAAUGAAUUAAAUUUUUUUCAUACCACAAAAGUAAUAGCGAUCUUCUCUGUUAUGUAUGGACAUAAAUUAUUGAUUUUGAUGUCACAUCCUAUAAGAAACUCCAAGUACAUAGAGAGUUUAUAUCUUGAAGGACCAGCUAUAUUGUUGACUAGUUUUAACCUCGUUGAUCCAUUUUUCUUCAUAAGCGGAUACCUUAUGUACAUUAAUCUUGCUCAUGAAUUUCGGAAACCAAAGGAAGAAUCGGUUUGGAAAACUCUCCUAUUACCAAUCUUCCAGCGAAUUCUCAGAAUUUUACCGACUUAUUGCGCGAUGAUGGCGAUCACGGCAUAUAUAAUACCCCACCUUGGACAAGGCCCUCUUUGGCCAAGUAAUUCCUGGGAGGAAGCUGAAAUAUGUAAAAAUUAUUGGUGGACGAACCUGUUGUUCAUAAACAAUUUUGUUCAUAUCAAACAUCAGUGUUUAAUUAUGAGUUGGCACUUGUCAAGUGAUAUGCAGUUUUUUAUAAUCGGAGUAAUUAUCGUUUAUUUUUUAAUAAAAAACCCCAAAAAAGGAAUCGCAUUGCUUGGCACUGUAAUUGGUUUGUCAGUAUUCGUGCCGUUCAUAGUCACGCUUUGGACAGGACGAAAAGGAAUAGAUAUAAUUUCAACAGAUUCUCAAAUUUACGCAAGAAAUGUUAUAUGGUUAAACAAGUCGUACCGACCAAGUUACAUGCGGGCAACGCCAUUCUUUGUAGGUUUGGCUACGAGCGUUGUAAACGAAAAACUGAAAGAAAAAAAAGUUAAAUUUUCACAAAUAGUAGUACACAGCGGAUUAAUUGCUAUUUGCACAUUGACUUUUUGGGCUCAGUUUUACGGCACCGUAUUCUAUGAAAGAAACAGACCUUAUUAUCCAUUGGAACACGCCUUGUACUUGGUUAUCUCUCAUAGUACGUGGGCGGUAGCGGGUAUUUGGAUAACCAUGAGCUAUUUCACGUCUGGAUAUGGUAUACUUAAUAAUGUAUUUAAUAAUAGAAUUUUUACGAUUAUGGGUAAACUAUCGUACAUCGUUUCGUUGGUGAACCUGACUGUUUUUAUAUUUUCUCAGAAUUCACAAAGGUUACCCAUUCAUCUGACAUCAAAAUAUUUGUUUGACUCUUGGCUCUGCGAUGCAUUCAUGUGUUAUUUGAUUUCCAUCAUCUUGUAUUUGGUAGUUGAAGAACCAUUUACGAAAUUGAUUGGAAAACUGUUUUAUCAUUGGAAAAAUAAAAAAUCGUCAAUCAAUUUUGGAACACCGAUCGGAAAACCAACUUUCAGCAAGAGUAAGACUGUUAAAAAUGAUUAAAGUAACUUAUUAUAAUAAAUUAAUAUAGGUGCAGGUGGGUUGAAUUAAUUAUUAAGAACACGUUAAAUCUGUAUUUUAUCCGUAUUACUGACACAUUACUUGUAAAGUUUUUAUUAAGAAGAUUAUUAUUUCAAAAUUGCUCAUUACUUUCUUAAUAAUUGAAAUGUCAAAAAUACUUAAAAAGUACCUGAGCAGCAAGUAAAGAAAAUAAUCAUUUAAAUCGCACUAAUUAGCGUGAUUAUACUAUUUAUUGGUAUAUUUAUCUACACAUUCUGUCAAUUCAGUAAUAAUAUCUCUAUUUACAGUGUUUAACUUAACUUUAAAAAUAAUAAAAAAAAAACAUUCUCAUUACUUUGUAAUUUGUAUAUUAAAUCACGUAUUUUAAAAGUUUUGUCAUUAUUCUUAAUGCAUUCCACUACAUAAUUUAUUUUGGAACUGAUUAAUUAUGAAAUGUUUUUAGUGUGAUAUCAGCUGUACAUAUGGAAGUACCUAUUUGUUUUUGUAACUCGAUUUUUAUUUAGUCUAAACGCUUUGUUGUUGUUAAACAAUCUUUUUUUUUUAUUGUUUUUUUAUUGAAUAAAGUAUACUCAAUUUUAUACUUCAAA
Aphis gossypii (cotton aphid) is the source of this 4063-nucleotide messenger RNA. Its product is annotated as nose resistant to fluoxetine protein 6-like. NCBI's taxonomy places the organism in Eukaryota, Metazoa, Arthropoda, Insecta, Hemiptera, Aphididae. Gene Ontology annotation, molecular function: acyltransferase activity, transferring groups other than amino-acyl groups. The record is from RefSeq and is a predicted model, not a curated record.